Messenger RNA from Callorhinchus milii (elephant shark), 2548 nucleotides. RefSeq names its product receptor expression-enhancing protein 6. NCBI's taxonomy places the organism in Eukaryota, Metazoa, Chordata, Chondrichthyes, Chimaeriformes, Callorhinchidae. The coding region runs from base 349 to 897 and encodes 182 amino acids. The transcript is spliced from 5 exons. The record is from RefSeq and is a predicted model, not a curated record.
AAUUAAACCCGGUGUUACCGCCGCUGCUAUUACACACACAGACACACACACACACACACAAGGACCAGGUGGUACUUCCGGAUCCUCCUCUCCAGCCCACGCCGUGCGCAGACGUGGUGAGCAAAGCCGAUUGAGUAAAAGGGCAAAGUCAGCAGUUUUUUUUUUGGGGGGUGUGUGUGUGUCUGUGUGUGUGGGAUCAGAGUCGACAGCUCGGACUUGGGGAGAAGAGGACGUGCUAUUUUUUUUUAUUUUAUUAAUAAGGAGCUGAGGGGGUGGAGGAGGGGGGACGGACGAGCGAUCGACGCAGAAGUCGAGAAGGUGAAGAUACUUUCGCUCUUGAAAAGAAACAUGAAAUCCUUACGCGAUCGCUUCGAUAGGUUUCUGAGCGAGAAGAACGUCCUGACCGACUUCCUGGGCAAAAUCGAGAAGAGGACCGGGAUUCGGAAGUCCCAACUCGUUACAGGUUCAUUGUCGUUGCUUGGCUUAUAUCUUGUAUUUGGAUAUGGAGCAUCUUUACUUUGUAAUUUAAUUGGCUUUGUAUACCCAGCCUACCUAUCAAUCAAAGCUAUUGAAAGCCCAGACAAAGAGGACGAUACCAAGUGGCUGACAUACUGGGUGGUGUAUGGAAUAUUCAGUUUAGCUGAAUUUUUCUCAGACAUCUUCCUCUACUGGUUCCCUUUCUAUUAUGCAGGAAAGUGCCUCUUCCUUCUCUGGUGCAUGGCGCCAGUUGCAUGGAAUGGUUCUCAGACAAUUUACCAACGUGUUGUUCGGCCCCUGUUCCUCAGACAUCACACCAAGGUGGAUUGUGUGGUUAAUGACCUCAGUGGAAAAGCUCUGGAUGUAGCAGAAGAUGUGACUAGAGAAGUACUGAAUCAAGCUCUACAAAAGUCUAAUUGAGGACUUCAGAGGAUCAUCUGUGAUAUCGCGUCGGCCCCUCCCUUCUCAGGCAUUAAAUGAUGUGUAGUAGAAUCAUCAACCCUCUGAACUGCUGAGAAGCAUUUCUUUAACAGUGUUGGGAUUGACUUUAUAUCUCCCAUAUAAAUCUGCCACAUGUAGCACCUCCAGAGACUUAAAUCAUGUGGAAUCUAAAAUAAGUAUAUUUAGAUUAUAAUUGAGUCUAAAUUAUUUAGAUGAUAAAUGAUUUGCUGGUCUGAGCUUGAACUUUUUUAAUGCCCAGAUAAGUGUAAUUACAAUCAGUUUCAUAAUCUGAAGUUUACUGUAGGCUUGUUGUACCAGCUGAUAGUUAUGGGAAUAUAUUUUAAUUGACUAGAAAUGGAUCCGAGUCCAACUAUUUCCCCUCUUUGCUCUCCACACCACUUUAAUCUCCUCAUUCCAUUCUUGGAUCUCAUUAAAGAUCACCUGGCACUGUUCAAAAUAAAUUCUCAGCAUCUUAGACAACAACCAUCAGAUUUUAAAAAAAAUCCUCACCCAGUUGUGAGUGCAAAUUAAUUGAUUGCUGCAUUCGCAAUCCUGGCAAUUCAGACUCUUAAAACUUGCUUUUUUGAAGGAAUGGUAAAACAGGAGGUGAAUUAGUUUGGUGUCUGGAACAAGAAAAAUCAGUUCCAUUUAAUUCACAUUUCUAGUGCCUGUAGCUACAGUAUAUUGGCAAAAUAUUCUUGAUGUAUAAAAUCUUUGAAUGAAUUAGAGUUGCAUUAAAUAUGUAUAUUGGAGUUAGAUAUCAAGACUGACUUAGUCUUUUCAAGUCUGCUUUUGAGUUUGAAAUCUGGUUAGAGGUGCUGUUACAUAGUGAUGCAGUUCAGAGGAACCUGUCUGGUUCGGCAAAUAUAAUGUCAUCAACACAAGUUGGUGAAUUGUGAUGCAAAUGUUUAUAGAUUCUUAAUUUUAAAAUUGUAGUGUAUGAAAUUAGAAAAUUUGUAACCUUUUGUAAUUUACAAAUGUACGGGGAUUUUCAGAAAUUUCAGAUCUACUUUGGUUAUCAAAUUCUAAACUGAAUAAUCAAUCUGAUACAUUGGCUCACUGGUCUAAUUAGCCAAACAGCUAGUUGGUGCAAGACAGUUUUUUUUGACUUGAUGACAUUCUCCACAAAAUCAGAAUGGAGGCUUGUGAUGACUUUGGUCCCCUGGUGCAACUUACUACUGUCUUCUGUUGCUUCCCAUUACCAACUCUGAAUUACUUUUUGUCCCCUCAAUAUCCUUAUUGUGGAUCUCAUUCUGAAUGCUUUUUGUAUUUUAUUUUGCACAAAUAAUUUUCACCUACCUUAUUACAACAAUAAUUUAACUAAUUAUAUUCCAAUUAUACACUGUUUAAAUUGGGUAUCCUAUUCCAGUUGGGCUGACUCUUUUAGAAAGGACAGCAGAGGAGAGAGUAUUCUAUAUUGUGUUUUGGGGAUAAAAUGUUGAACAACAAAGACAUCAAUGACUGACAACGUGGCCAGAUUGUGAUGUGAUAGCUUACUCUGUAAUUUAUUUUGACUUGGGAUUGCAUCGCAUUAAAGGUCUGAGUUUUUCUAAUGUGCAUCUAAGAAAAUUUGAUGUGAAGUAAAUCCUUGUAGAUUAAAUGAUUUUCCUCAAUAAAAAUACUAAACCUU